Thalassophryne amazonica is the source of this 547-nucleotide messenger RNA. It is a transcript of the gene nenf, whose product is annotated as neudesin neurotrophic factor. Gene Ontology annotation, cellular component: membrane; endomembrane system. The transcript is spliced from 4 exons. NCBI's taxonomy places the organism in Eukaryota, Metazoa, Chordata, Actinopteri, Batrachoidiformes, Batrachoididae. The record is from RefSeq and is a predicted model, not a curated record. The coding region runs from base 54 to 530 and encodes 158 amino acids.
AGGAGGAGCAUGAAGGGUUUCCGCGUCCGAGUCAUGAAAACAGGAAUUCUGUCAUGGCAACAGCGCGAGUUUGUGUCCUCUGGUUCCUUCUGUCUGCAGCUGGAGCAGAAGACCUUAAGCAUAAACCAGCCACUAAACCCGUCCGUUUGUUCACAGAGGAGGAGCUGAACAAAUACGACGGCAGCGAGGAGGGGCAACCUAUUUACAUGGCAAUUAAAGGCGUAGUGUUUGACGUCACAAAAGGAAAAGAGUUUUACGGGAAGAAUGCGCCAUACAACGCCCUGGUUGGAAAGGACUCCACUCGAGCUGUAGCCAAAAUGUCCCUCAACCCAGCAGACCUGACCUCAGAUACUAUGGGUCUCUCUGCAGAGGAGCUGCAGGCUCUGAAUAGUGUGUUUGAAGACACGUACAAAACAAAGUAUCCCAUUGUGGGUUACACUGCGUCACGCAUCCUCAACAAAGACGGCAGUCCCAACGAAGACUUCAAACCAGAAGACCAGCCUCAUUUUCAAAUCAAAGACGAGUUUUAACCUGAUUUCUCCUGAGA